Messenger RNA from Mesoplodon densirostris (Blainville's beaked whale), 1316 nucleotides. RefSeq names its product NADP dependent oxidoreductase domain containing 1 (gene NOXRED1). Gene Ontology annotation, biological process: L-proline biosynthetic process. The record is from RefSeq and is a predicted model, not a curated record. The transcript has 7 exons. Gene Ontology annotation, molecular function: pyrroline-5-carboxylate reductase activity. NCBI's taxonomy places the organism in Eukaryota, Metazoa, Chordata, Mammalia, Artiodactyla, Ziphiidae. Bases 61 to 1161 code for a protein of 366 amino acids.
AGAACCACUGAGGAGCAGAACUAUCUUCUCCUCCGUUUGGUUGGAAAUGCUGGUUUGGAGAUGGACAUGCUAGAGGACCUUGAGACACUGCAGUUUGAGUAUGGGAUUCAAGAGGAAGACCACAGCUGGCUGUAUUUGCUGGGCCGUUCUCAUGGGCUGAUGACCAAGGCCUGUGCCCACGCAACCUUCUUCUGCAAGCUACUCCAUAAUUUGAGAGAAUCGUUCUCCAGAAAAUCAUUACAGGAGAAGCAAACUUCUAGAUGUCGCUUGACUGGAUUGCGUGAAGACACUCCUGAUGACGAUGUGUUAAAGGUGGGCAUCAUUGGAGGUGGCCACCUUGGGAAGCAGCUGGCUCAUACACUGCUUCAGCUUGUCCCCAUCCCACCUGACAGCCUGAGGAUCUCCACUCGGAGGCCAGAGACCCUGGAUGAAUUCAAGAAACUGGGAAUCCAGUGCUUUUACCAUAACUCUUCUCUGGUGGAGUGGGCCAACGUAAUAUUCCUCUGCUGCCUGCCAUCUCAGCUGUCUAAUAUCUGUGUAGAAAUUCAAACCAGCCUUGGAAAAGCCUGCAUUGUGUACAGCUUUGUAGCUGCCGUCCCACUACCCAGGUUGAAACUCCUACUGAACCACACCAGUGUCUUGCGGCCUCAGUAUCAGUGUGUUGAAGAUCUUGCCAGCAUCUGGGGGGCCAAUAAGGAAAUCUCAGCUGCUCUCCAAGACCCUGUGAUUCUUCAGGCUACCUGUCCCUACAGUCCUGCUGGGGGAAUAAUCCUCAAUAUCAAGUGGUUGGAGGGAGUGUUCUAUGCAGCCAUAAAUGUCUGCACAGCAAAGGACAUGCCCCACUCACAAGUGCUGCAGCUUCUGAAUGAACUGUUCCUCUCCAAGCACUUUGAAGCCUGUGAGAAAGACACAGUAUCUUUCCAAAAUUUUCAAGCACAAGAUUUUGUCAGCAAAGCCUAUGCCAAGAACCUGUCUAGGAAAAGGCCUUUCCCCUGGUUUGAUCUGACUGCUGUGCAACUCAAGGAAACUCCCUUUAGCCAGUAUCUCUCACACAGCACUACUUUUCAGGACAACCUUACCCAUCUAUACUGCGAUUCAUUUGGCAUCACCCUAACCAAAGAACAAGAGCCAGAGUUUUCCACAGGUUUCUCAUCCCAAUAAGAGAAGAGACCUCAGGAAUCCGGAUUUUUUUCUCCCUCUACAGUGGUAAUGCCCUGAUUAUCAUAAUUGACAGUGGAAGUCAUGUGACUGUAUGGUGUUUGCCAUAUGUUAGGCAGUAAGGGGUUAGAAAAUUGUACUGAUGGCUCUUUAAAAUC